This is a messenger RNA of Cucumis melo (muskmelon), 2550 nucleotides long. RefSeq lists its product as uncharacterized. Gene Ontology annotation, molecular function: GTP binding; GTPase activity. Gene Ontology annotation, cellular component: ribonucleoprotein complex; cytosol. NCBI's taxonomy places the organism in Eukaryota, Viridiplantae, Streptophyta, Magnoliopsida, Cucurbitales, Cucurbitaceae. The coding region runs from base 144 to 2171 and encodes 675 amino acids. The transcript is spliced from 19 exons. The record is from RefSeq and is a predicted model, not a curated record.
AUUAUACCUAUUUCUAAAAUUUCCUUUGGUACUCCCCUAUUUUUAAAGAAAGUGUUAAACCCUAUCAAGCAACUCCCACUGUUUAAAGUUCACAAUCGCCGGAAGUUAAAACCCUCUUAAAAACUCAGCCGUCUCCGGCGGAUAUGGCUGGUCCAUUACUCCGUCGUCUAUGGUCAUCAUCUCAUAGAUCCAUAUCUUCCUCUUCUUUCUCCUCUUACCAUCUUAAAUCGCAUAUUAUUUCACCAUCAUCCGUCUUGCCCAAUCUCCUCGCGCGCGCUUUUUCAGCAGCCACUGCCACUGCUGCUGCUACCGCACCUACCAGCGACCUUGAUCCGAGCCGACUCAGGAACGUGGCAGUGAUUGCUCAUGUUGAUCAUGGAAAAACAACUCUCAUGGACCGUUUGCUCCGGCAGUGCGGCGCGGAUAUACCACACGAGCGAGCUAUGGAUUCGAUCAGUCUUGAGCGUGAACGAGGUAUCACCAUAGCGUCCAAGGUUACUUCAGUUUCAUGGAAGGAAAAUGAGUUGAACAUGGUUGAUACGCCCGGUCACGCAGAUUUUGGUGGAGAAGUUGAACGUGUUGUUGGAAUGGUUGAAGGUGCAAUUUUAGUUGUCGAUGCUGGUGAAGGUCCACUGGCACAAACAAAAUUUGUUCUUGCAAAGGCCUUAAAGUAUGGGCUGCGACCUAUUCUUCUUCUAAACAAAGUAGACCGACCAUCAGUAUCUGAAGAAAGGUGUAGUGAAGUUGAGAGCUUGGUAUUUGAUCUAUUUGCAAAUCUAGGCGCCACAGAGGAGCAGUUGGACUUUCCUGUUCUUUAUGCUUCUGCUAAAGAAGGGUGGGCUUCCAGCACUUACACUAAAGAUCCUCCUGGCGAAUUGAGAAAUAUGUCACAGUUGCUUGAUGCUAUUAUAAGACAUGUUCCUCCUCCAGCGGCAAAACUUGACCAACCUUUUCAGAUGCUGGUUUCUAUGAUGGAGCGGGACUUUUAUCUUGGACGAAUAUUGACUGGACGCAUUGCUUCUGGUGUCGUUCGAACUGGUGAUAGAGUUCACGGACUCCGAGUCAAGGAUUCUGGGGUUGAAAAAAUUGAAGAGGGAAAGGUCGUGAAAUUAAUGAAAAAGAAAGGUACAACUGUUGUUCAAAUUGAUAGUGCUGGGGCUGGCGAUAUAGUGUCAAUGGCUGGGUUGGCAAAUCCUUCCAUAGGCCAUACUGUGGCUAAUGUUGAAGUUUCGGCUGCUUUGCCUACUUUUGAAUUGGACCCUCCUACUAUUUCAAUGACUUUUGGUGUUAAUGAUUCUCCACUGGCAGGUCGUGAUGGUACACAUUUGACUGGUGGAAAAAUUGGUGACCGGUUAAUGGCUGAAGCAGAAACAAAUCUUGCCAUAAAUGUGCUUCCAGGCUUGUCAGAAUCUUAUGAGGUGCAGGGGCGAGGCGAACUUCAACUAGGUAUUCUAAUUGAGAACAUGAGACGUGAAGGAUUUGAGUUAUCCAUUUCACCACCUAAAGUAAUGUAUAAAACUGAGAAUUCAACGAAGCUUGAGCCAAUUGAAGAAGUCACCAUAGAGGUUAAUGAAGAACACGUUGGUUUAGUUAUGGAAGCCUUAUCACAUAGGCGUGCUGAAGUUACUGAGAUGGGUCCAGUCCCAGGCAGCAUUGGCAGAACUAGAUUGUGUUUGACAUGCCCAUCCAGGGGCUUAGUUGGUUACAGAAGUGUGUUUAGCAGCGAUACACGUGGAACUGGUUUUAUGCAUCGAGCAUUCUUAAAUUAUGAAAAACAUCGGGGUCCUCUUGGAAAUGUUCGAAAAGGAGUACUGAUAUCAAUGGGAUAUGGAGCAAUUACAGCUCAUGCUUUAAUGAGUUUAGAAGCGCGAGGAACUCUUUUUGUAAAUCCUGGAAUGGAGGCUUAUGAUGGAAUGAUUAUUGGAGAACAUUCUAGGGACUCAGAUCUAGAUGUUAAUCCUGUAAGAACUAAAGAACUAACCAAUGUCCGGGCUGCUUCCAAAGACGAAAACGUGAAGCUAUCUCCGCCUCGACUUAUGAGUCUUGAAGAAGCGAUAGGAUACGUUGCAUCUGAUGAACUUAUUGAGGUUACACCAAAGGCCAUUCGUUUAAGGAAGAAAUAUUUGGAUGUCAACAAGCGCAAGGCCAUGAGUAAGAAGCCCAAGGAAUGAACUACCUUCCUACCCUCAAUACCUGGUUUCUGUUGGGUGUACUAAAAAUGCCUGAUCGAUGAGUAAUUGUUCCUUCCAUCAUAUUAUAUUCUUUUAAAGUACACAAGUUUAGGUGGGCAGAAAAAGUAAUACGAAAAAUAAUUUAUUCUCUUGUAUCAUAGGCUAAACAAGUUUUUAUUUGAUUUUUAGAGCUGAAGCUGUUAGACAAUAAGCAGAGUAGAACAAUUAUUCCCCUCUUGUAUCUAUUUGUUGGCCAUUUCAACAAAUGAAGUAUACAGAUGAGACAUACCGUGUCAAGUAGUAAUUGGUUUCAAGAAUUUACAUCAUCUCAAGAAUGUAACAGUAGCUACUUCAAUCAUAUUUUCUUUCAUUCGUGAAA